AAGCCAAAGGGUUAUACCUCCUCUCCUUUCCUCUUGUUUGUCUAUCUCUCUAUCUCUCCCAAUUGCUUCUCUUAUCGCCGACCGAAUACCGCCGCCAUGGGGAGGAAGCCGGCGUCCGACGACCGCUCCUCCGCUGCCCCCUCCUCUAAGCCCUCAAAGUCCUCUGCCGCCGGCGGCGGUAAGAAGGAGAAGCUCUCGGUCUCCGCCAUGCUCGCCAGCAUGGACAAGCCCAAACCCUCCUCCUCCGCCGCCUCCAAGAAAUCCAAGCCGAAACCCAACACCAACUCCUACAUGGAUGAGCUCGAUAUGCCCCCCACCGACGAUGAUGAUGUUGAUGAAUACGAUCUCGCCGAUGUCGACGAGAUCCCGAAACCGAAAACACGUUCCGCCGUCACCGAGCUGACCGCCGCCACACUCUCCGGCAAGGAGGUGAAGAAGCGGGAGAAGAAGGAGCAGAUCGCUGCAGCCAACGCCGAGAACGCCCGGAAGGUGGCCCUCAAGGACGACAAAGACGUCUUCAACGUGGUCAUCGGCACCCGCGCCUCCGCUCUCGAUCCCGACAGCCAGGACACCGCCGCCGAUGCCAACGUCCGGGAUAUUUCGAUCGAAAACUUCACGGUGUCGGCCGCGGGCAAGGAGCUGCUCAAGAACGCCUCUUUGAAGAUCUCCCAUGGCAAGCGCUACGGCCUCGUCGGUCCAAACGGCAAGGGCAAGACCACCCUCCUGAAGCUUCUCGCGUGGCGGAAGAUCCCCGUCCCCCGGAACAUCGAUGUGCUUCUCGUCGAGCAGGAGGUGGUCGGCGAUGACCGGACCGCCCUCGAGGCCGUGGUCUCUGCCAACGAAGAGCUCGUCAGGCUACGCAAGGAAGUGGCCACCCUAUCCGAGAGGACAGAAGGGGAUGAGGACGAUGACAAUGGCGAGCGGCUUGCGGAAUUGUAUGAAAGAUUGCAGCUUUUGGGCUCCGAUGCUGCCGAAGCUCAGGCGUCCAAGAUAUUGGCGGGGCUGGGGUUCACCAAGGAGAUGCAGGUUCGCCCCACCCGUUCCUUCAGCGGAGGAUGGAGGAUGAGGAUCUCUCUAGCUCGAGCCCUCUUCAUGCAGCCGACCUUGUUGUUGCUCGAUGAGCCGACCAACCACCUUGAUCUCAGGGCUGUGCUUUGGCUCGAGGAGUACCUGUGCCGGUGGAAGAAGACGGUCGUGGUGGUCUCCCAUGACCGCGACUUCCUUAACACCGUCUGCAAUGAAAUCAUCCACCUUCAUGAGAUGAAGCUUCAUAUCUACCGUGGGAACUUCGAUGACUUCGAGAGCGGGUUCGAGCAGAAGCGCAAGGAGGUGAAUAAGAAGUUUGAAACAUAUGACAAGCAGAGGAAGGCGGCGCAGAGGAGCGGAAGCAAGGCGCAGCAGGACAAGGUCAAGGAGCGUGCCAAGUAUGUUGCUGCCAAGGAAGCUGCGAAGAGCAAGGGGAAGGGGAAAGUGGAUGAUGACGACCAGCUGCCGCAGGACGUCCCCCAGAAGUGGAAGGACUACACUGUUCAAUUCAGCUUCCCUGAGCCUACCGAGCUCACACCUCCCCUCCUGCAGCUCAUCGAGGUCAGCUUCAGUUAUCCCAGCAGGGAGGAUUUCAGGCUCUCAAAUGUCGAUGUCGGUAUCGACAUGGGAACGAGGGUUGCGAUCGUGGGGCCUAAUGGAGCAGGGAAGUCGACACUGUUGAAUUUGCUUGCAGGAGACUUGGUGCCUACUGAGGGUGAGGUGCGCAGGAGCCAAAAACUGAGGAUUGGGAGGUAUUCCCAACAUUUUGUGGAUCUGUUGACAAUGGAAGAGAAUCCAGUUCAGUAUCUUCUCCGUCUUCAUCCGGACCAGGAAGGGUUCAGCAAGCAAGAGGCUGUUCGUGCCAAACUUGGAAAGUUUGGACUGCCCAGCCACAAUCACCUUACUCCUAUUGCCAAAUUAUCUGGUGGUCAGAAGGCUCGAGUUGUGUUUACUUCGAUUUCUAUGUCUAGGCCUCAUAUUCUAUUGUUGGAUGAACCCACAAAUCAUCUAGAUAUGCAGAGUAUUGAUGCUUUGGCUGAAGCACUGGAGCAGUUCACUGGUGGGGUUGUCUUGGUGAGUCAUGACUCACGACUGAUAUCUCGCGUCUGUGAGGAUGAAGAAAAGAGUGAGAUAUGGAUAGUGGAAGAAGGCACCGUGAAGAAAUACCCUGGUUCUUUUGAGGACUACAAGGAAGACCUGCUAAGAGAAAUCAAGGCAGAGGUAGACGAAUGAAGCAGUGCACAAAAGUGAGUUAUAUCUAUUGUUUACUUAUAUAAUGAGUUUUUUCUAGCUUUGAAGAGUUGCUGUACUAUUUCUCCAUAGUUUUCGGAGACCUUGCUCUGGGGUUGAGUCUUUCUUUAUAUGUAUCGGUAAAAGCUCAAUAUGUUUACGUGAGAGAUCAUGAACUUUGCAAUGCAAAGCAGAACUUCUAUUUUAUAAACUUGAUGAGAUCUGUUUGCUGCUGCA
This is a messenger RNA of Elaeis guineensis (African oil palm), 2493 nucleotides long. Its product is annotated as ABC transporter F family member 4. NCBI's taxonomy places the organism in Eukaryota, Viridiplantae, Streptophyta, Magnoliopsida, Arecales, Arecaceae. The record is from RefSeq and is a predicted model, not a curated record. Gene Ontology annotation, molecular function: ATP hydrolysis activity; ATP binding.